Messenger RNA from Olea europaea var. sylvestris, 5323 nucleotides. RefSeq names its product endoribonuclease Dicer homolog 1. The record is from RefSeq and is a predicted model, not a curated record. Gene Ontology annotation, biological process: rRNA processing; siRNA processing. The transcript has 13 exons. Gene Ontology annotation, cellular component: cytoplasm; nucleus. Gene Ontology annotation, molecular function: ATP binding; ribonuclease III activity; RNA binding. NCBI's taxonomy places the organism in Eukaryota, Viridiplantae, Streptophyta, Magnoliopsida, Lamiales, Oleaceae. Bases 569 to 4534 code for a protein of 1321 amino acids.
UUGGCCUUUUUACUUUUGCUAUAGCUACGCCCCGUUCUGUCUGUUUCUCUCUCUCUCGAGUCUCAACGCUAUUUAUUAACAGCGAGCGAGAGAGAUUGAGACAGAUUUGGAAAAAAAGUAGAGUGAGGAGUGACAUAAGAGCAGCGAUUGAGGGAAGAAAAAUUAGAGAUUUGAGUUUAUUGGGGAAGAAAAAGGAAAAGUGAAGUGAUGAGAGAGCAGAAUGGCGUAAUAUAGACCGUGGGGAAUCUUUGAAUCACACAAAUUGGUUUGGUUGCUUCGUACGGUCUAUUUCACGCUUAUCUGCUUUCUCCAUUCAUUCUUUCUCUCUAUACACUAGCUUAGAAUUGAAAUUAGUCUUAACUUGAAUAUUCUUUUUUUUUUUUAUUUAAUCUGGUUUUGAAUUUCGAUUCUUUACUUUUUCUUUUCUUUUUUUAGUAUUUUGGUGCUGUAUUUUCAAUAAUUUCUUUGCUGCAUAAAUACUGCAUUAAAGGGAAAAAAAAGUUGGGUUGAUUCCGUUUUACUAUUGUUGUAUUAUUGUUAUUCAACUAAAUUGAAGUCAUUGUAAGAAAUGGAUGAGGAGUGUAGGGUUUCAACUAAUAUCGAUGCUCCAACUUCCGAUGUUAGACCCUCCUACUGGCUGGAUGCUUGUGAGGACAUCUCCUGUAAUGAUCUCAUCAACGAUUUUGAUGCAGUUAAUCCAGAACCACAUAAUCAGGAUAGCUGCAUUGAUUCUGGUUUCUUUGGUGGAAUAGAUCAGAUACUUGACAAUAUCAAAAAUGGUGCUGAUUUGCCGGAGGUAUCCGCUCACUGUAGUUUGGAUGAAGUUGAUGAUCUUCAAUUGUCUUCCGAGCAAGUGUACCUCCAGCAUCAACACUCAGUUUAUAGGUCUGAAAUUACUAAUUAUAAUGGCAAGAAACUGCCUUGUCAUAGCAAUGAAUUCAAGUGCAAUGGAAAUGAAAAUGUCAAGAGACCUCGGGAAUUUCAUGAAUCCGAGGAAAGAUUUGGCAGAAGGGCUCGCAACAGUGACAAAAAGAGUGAGAGAAGUUGGGAUAGGGAUCUUGGCAGGAAGAGACCUCGCAGCUGGGAUGAUGUGGAGGUGGAUGGACGGGACAGGGAUCAAGUAAGGAGAAGAGAGCGCUUUACUACUGUUAGCAGGAAGGACCGGGAUUGCCGGGAAGGAAGGGGUUACUGGGAGAGGGACAAGGAAACUAAUGAUUUGGUCUUCCGACAUGGUUCUUGGGAAGCUUGUCGAAACAGAGAUGAGAAAAUGCAUACUGAGAAAAGCCACAAACAUGGUGGAGGCUCAGAAGAGAGGAAACCCGAAGAGCUGAAAGAGAAAAUUCCUGAGGAACAAGCUCGCCAGUACCAGUUGGAUGUCCUUGAACAGGCAAAAAUGAGAAACACUAUUGCUUUUCUGGAAACCGGCGCUGGGAAAACGCUUAUAGCGGUCCUCCUUAUAAAAAGUGUGUAUGUUAAACUGCAAAAGCAGAAUAAGAAAAUGCUGGCUGUCUUUUUGGUUCCUAAAGUUCCACUUGUUUAUCAGCAAGCAGAAGUAAUCCGUGAACAAACGGGUUAUCAAGUCGGUCAUUAUUGUGGGGAAAUGGGUCAAGAUUUCUGGGAUGCCCGAAGGUGGCAGCGCGAGUUUGAAUCAAAACAGGUUUUAGUGAUGACGGCUCAAAUUCUUUUAAACAUACUUAGACACAGUAUAGUAAGAAUGGAUGCCAUCAAUCUCCUUGUAUUGGAUGAGUGUCACCAUGCUGUGAAGAAACAUCCAUAUUCUUUGGUCAUGUCUGAGUUCUAUCACACAACACCAAGGGAGAAAAGACCUUCAGUUUUUGGCAUGACUGCAUCUCCUGUUAACUUGAAGGGCGUUUCUAGCCAAGUGGAUUGUGCUGUAAAAAUUCGUAAUUUGGAAAGUAAACUAGAUUCCAUAGUUUGUACUAUAAAGGAUCGUAAGGAGUUGGAGAAACAUGUACCGAUGCCCUUAGAAAUAGUAGUGGAGUAUGACAAAGCUGCUAGUUUAUGGUCCCUCCAUCAACAAAUAAAACAAUUGGAGCAGGCCGUUGAAGAGGCAGCUCGGUCAAGCUCCAGAAAAAGUAAAUGGCAAUUUAUGGGAGCAAGAGAUGCUGGUGCUAAGGAAGAGAUGCGCCAAGUUUAUGGUGUGUCUGAACGUACAGAAAGUGAUGGUGCUGCAAAUUUAAUUCAAAAACUGAGAGCUAUCAACUAUGCACUCGGUGAACUGGGACAAUGGUGUGCUUAUAAGGUUGCACAAGCAUUUUUAACUGCGUUGCAAAAUGAUGAAAGGGCUAACUACCAACUUGAUGUCAAGUUUCAAGAAUCGUACCUACAUAAAGUUGUCUCACUCUUGCAAUGCCAUUUAUCUGAGGGAGCCAUUUCAGAAGAAACUACAAGUGUUGCCAACAUUGGUAGUGGUGCUGGAAAUGGGACUGAGGAGCUAGAGGAAGGGGAGCUUACUAACAGUCAUGUUGUCUCUGGUGGGGAGCAUGUUGAUGCGAUUAUUGGAGCUGCUGUUGCUGAUGGAAAAGUGACACCAAAGGUGCAGUCGUUGAUUAAAAUACUUCUGAGAUAUGAGCAUAUGGAGGAUUUUCGUGCAAUAAUCUUUGUUGAACGUGUUGUGGCUGCCUUAGUUCUUCCAAAGGUUUUUGCGGAACUUCCUUCCCUGAGUUUUGUUAAGUCUGCAAGUUUGAUUGGGCAUAAUAACAGUCAAGAAAUGCGAGCAUACCAGAUGCAAGAUACUAUUGCCAGAUUCCGUGAUGGCCGUGUGACUGUGCUAGUUGCCACAUUGCCGUCAAUUAUGCGUAGGGUAGAGAGCAUGUUGCUUGCUGUACAACUUAAGGAUAUAAUUAAUUAUCCUGUUCCGGCUUCCAAGAUUUUGGAAGCAUUGACUGCAGCUUCUUGCCAAGAGACUUUCUGCUAUGAAAGAGCAGAACUUUUAGGAGAUGCUUAUUUAAAAUGGGUCGUUAGUCGAUUUCUUUUUCUGAAAUAUCCACAGAAACAUGAAGGCCAGCUUACUCGGAUGAGACAACAAAUGGUAAGCAACAUGGUACUCUAUCAAUAUGCAUUGAACAAGGGGCUUCAGUCAUACAUCCAGGCAGAUCGAUUUGCUCCAUCUAGAUGGGCUGCUCCUGGGGUGCUACCUGUCUUUGAUGAGGACACCAAGGAAGCAGGAUCCUCAUUAUUUGAGCAGGAUAUUGGUCCCCAGGAAGGUGGAGGGGGGAAGGCCCACAAUGGUGAUGGGUAUGAAGAAGAUGAAAUGGAAGACGGUGAACUUGAGAGUGACUCAAGUUCAUAUCGUGUACUCUCGAGCAAAACGCUGGCAGAUGUUGUGGAAGCUCUAAUUGGUGUGUAUUAUGUUGAAGGUGGAAAGAAUGCUGCAAACCACCUUAUGAAAUGGAUUGGGAUUGAUAUAGAUUUCAAUUUGAAAGAGAUAGAGCAUGCAAUUAAGCCCAGUAAUGUCCCUGAAAAUAUACUUAGGACUGUUGACUUUGAUGCAUUACAAGGUGCCUUGAACAUCAAAUUCAAUGAUCGUGGCUUGUUGGUGGAAGCUAUAACUCAUGCAUCACGUCCUUCUUCUGGAGUGUCUUGUUAUCAACGCCUGGAAUUUGUUGGUGAUGCAGUCUUAGACCAUCUUAUCACAAGGUACUUGUUCUUCACGUACACAGAACUGCCUCCGGGGCGAUUGACUGACUUGCGAGCUGCUGCUGUGAAUAAUGAGAACUUUGCACGUGUGGCUGUUAAACAUAACCUUCAUGUACAUCUUCGGCAUGGAUCAACUGCCCUUGAAAAACAGAUUCGGGAUUUUGUCAAAGAGGUUCAAAACGAACUUCUAAAACCAGGAUUCAACUCUUUUGGUCUGGGGGAUUGCAAAGCUCCCAAAGUUCUUGGUGAUAUUGUUGAAUCAAUUGCUGGGGCCAUCUUCCUUGACAGUGGAUGCAACACUGCAGUUGUAUGGAAGGUUUUCCAGCCAUUGCUGAAUCCAAUGGUCACCCCAGAGACACUCCCUAUGCACCCUGUUCGAGAAUUGCAAGAACGAUGUCAGCAACAAGCUGAAGGUCUAGAGUACAAGGCCACACGAAGUGGGAAUAUGGCAACUGUGGAAGUAUAUGUUGAUGGUGUCCAGGUUGGGAUUGCCCAGAAUCCCCAGAAGAAAAUGGCACAAAAAUUGGCUGCUAGGAAUGCUCUUGUUGCUUUGAAAGAGAAGGAGACAGCCGAAGCCAUGGAGAAAGGUGAAGAAGAUGAUGAGAAAAAGAAGAAGAACGGCAGCCAAACUUUUACCAGGCAGACCUUGAAUGAUAUUUGCUUGCGAAGAAAUUGGCCAAUGCCGCUAUAUAGAUGCGUACAAGAAGGUGGUCCUGCACAUGCAAAAAGAUUCACAUUUGCAGUGCGUGUUAAUACUUCUGAUAGAGGAUGGACUGAUGAAUGUAUUGGAGAGCCUAUGCCAAGCGUCAAGAAAGCCAAGGAUUCUGCUGCAGUUCUCCUCCUUGAACUUCUGAAUAAAUGGUAUACACGAUAACUUUUCAAGAACUGAGGGAGGCUCGGAAAUCAUGCAUAAAAUAAAGAGUGCCAGGGGUGCCUAUUGAUCUGCUAGGUGAUAUUUCACCAAGAACAUACCUUUAUUUUUGUUCUUCUCAAUGAGGGAAAAGACACCCCCCUUGUCUUUCCUAUUGGGAAAGCUGCUAUUUGUUAUAGUUCAUUGGUGGUUGGUCUUUGGCCCAGGCCUUUGAUGGAUGAGUGGAUAGAUUUGCUUCUUGUUGCAAGGUUCUACUUAGAUAUGGUGGGAAAAAAAACAAAAGAAAAUGGGAUCAAUGUUUUUUCCAUCUCAUUUUCGCUCUAAUUGGAUAUAGUGAUAUUUGAACUCAUUAAAAUUCCAAAAAAAAUUGAAAAAGGUAACAUGACUGGCAACAAACAAGAAGAGAAGCUAUGGAUUAUCAGGGUUUUUUUUGAGACUUGCGUUGCUUAGAUUAUCAAUCUUUGUGAUUGUUGCUAAGAGCUUAGAUUAUUUUUCUUUGUUUUUGUUGCUGAGAAACAAAGAUGAGGUGUUUCUUUUUUGUUCAGCUUCAAAUGUUUUUGAGGGUAAGAUCAUGUAGAGUGCAUAUCAUAUCUCAACUUGUGAUCAAGCUUUUGUUAUACGGCCUCUUGCCUAGCUGCAGUUUUCUUGAAUAUCUUGUUUGGAGACAGUUCCAGAUUGUCAGUUAAGCGUAGGUUGCUGUGUUUUUAUGGAAAUAAUUUGUAUCUUCAAUGAAAGCUGUAUGAUUCUAUAUUUUUUUCGAACUCUAAUAAAGGCUCAGGGCUAUACAACAUA